AUGGGCGUGCAUACAAAGAAAGUCCAGAUGGGUCGGGGAAACCGGACAAUGCGCGGCCUUAGAGGCUGUAGACGCCCGACCUAUCACAACUGUCUCUGUAUAAAGACCUUGACUAGUGGGCGCUCAGGGUUCUCACCAUCUACAUUCAACCUCUCCCCACCACCUCCACCACGAUCGCAAAGUUACUAUUCAUCGGGCGCUGAUACGAAUACCUCCAUGGCUGAAUCAGAAACUGUCACCACGACCAAGAAGUCCGAGACGACCACUGUCGAGACCAAGACGACGCCGCCCAAGGUUCUGACCUACGUCCAAAAGGAGGCCGGGCUGCUCGUGACGAAGGAGCUAGAGAAAGCGAUCGAGGAAUGUAAAGCCAAAGUCGAGCGGAUCGCACGGGACUGUAGAGCGCGCAACCGGAAGUUCAGGGAUAUCGAGUUCGAUCUGGAGAACGACAAAGACGAAUGUCUGUAUGGGUUGUUCAUCGAGGAGCGGUACGAGCCUGCGGACGUCCAUCGGGUUACUCAGAUCUUCGAUAAUCCGCGGUUCCUUGAGAAUGGGAAAGCGGGCUCGAAUGAUAUCGUACAAGGACAACUGCAGGAUUGUUGGUUCCUUUCUGCUCUGGCGACCGUCUCGACCUGCCCUGGCCUCAUUGAGAAGCUCUGCGUUGCACGCGAUGAAAAAGUGGGCGUCUAUGGGUUUAUCUUCUUCAGGGACAACAGCUGGGUGACAGUCGUGAUUGACGAUAUGCUAUACACCCGGGUUCCCAAGUACGAAGAACUCCGACGGGAAGAACAAGAACUCUACCACUACGACAAGGAGAUCUACAACAAGUCCGCGAGGAAGGGCGGAAAGUCGCUGUAUUUCGCCAAGAGUGGGGAGACAGGAGAGACUUGGGUGCCCCUCAUCGAGAAAGCGUAUGCGAAGCUCCAUGGAAACUUCUCCCAUAUCGUCGGAGGUCUGGAGAGUGAUGCCAUGGAAGAUUUGACUGGCGGUGUCUCGACUGUUCUGCAGAGCAAGGACAUUCUUGACCCAGAUAGGUUCUGGAAGGACGAACUCCUGCGCGCCAACAAAGACCGCGUGUUCGGGUGCUCCUUCAACAGCCUCGCUGGGACGCGUAACGGCUAUCCUUCCACCAAACUAACUGUCCAAGGUCUCAUUGGGGACCACGCCUACUCGGUCCUCCGCGCAGUCGAAGUGGAGGACAAGCGCUUCGUCAUCGUUCGCAAUCCAUGGGGCAAAUCCGAAUGGACCGGUCGGUGGUCAGAUGGCUCGAAGGAGUGGACGAGCAAGUGGCUCGACCUUAUGCCCCAGAUUGGCCACAAGUUUGGCGAUGAUGGGCAGUUCGUGAUGGAGUAUUCGGAUUGGCUGGACUGCUUUGCCCAGAUUGAUCGGACUAUCUUGUUUGAUUCGAGUUGGGUGAUGUCCUCGCAGUGGCUGCAGGUCCCCGUUCCUCCUCUGCCAGCUGCGUGGUCAUUCGGGGAUGUCUCUUUCACUUUCUCCCUUUCGGGUCCCACUCAAGCCGUGAUCGUGCUUUCGCAAAUCGACACCAGGUACUUUAGGGAUAUCGCUGGCCGCGCGAGAUGGUCUUUGGAUUUUGUCCUUGUCAAGGAAGGAGAGAAGGAGCCCAUUGCUGAAGUUACACACUCCGAGUUCCACCUACGAAGCGUGAACAUGGAGAUCCAUUUGGAAGAGGGAAAUUACAUUGUAUACGUUCGACUAGAUCGAACUAUCAAGUCUGUCGAGAACCCAGCGACGGUUGACGAAUGGAAUCUUCGCAAACUGUCACGAAUCAUUACUGCAAGAGCUCAAAGCCAAUCCGUUGCGUCGAACUGUCCUAACCAGACUUCUAGGGAAAAUGCCAAAUACCUCCCAACCGACCUGCAAACACUCAUCGAACGCGACUUUGCCGAGUUCGAGAAAAAGAGGAAGGAAGACGCCGAGAAGGCGAAGACGACGUCCGAGUCUAGCACGAAGGAAGAGACGGGUGAAGACGGAACGAUCACGACGACCACGACGGUUGUUACCACUGAGACGAAGACUGUUGUCGUGAAAUCUGCGAAGCCCAAGGCUGCGGAGGAUAAGGAUAGCAAGGAAGGCGACGACGCUGCAUCGGGAGCUCUCUCUACGUCGGAUGACGCGAAACCAGAACUUGCAGCUGCGCCCACGGCCACCGCUAGCUCGUCCUCCACGGAUAGCACCAGCACUAGUAGCACGACAACCACUCCGCCCGAGAAGGGCAAAGUCAACGUGCCGUACAGCGACAAUGACACCGUGUGCGUGGGGCUUCGGGUGUACACGAGCAAGGAUGUGCCUGUUGUAGUUGUUGGAAGGUUAAAGGGCGAUGCUGCUACUGCUGCGACGACUACGACUACCACGGUUACCACCGCCUGA
Molecule: messenger RNA, 2388 nt
Organism: Coprinopsis cinerea okayama7#130
Lineage: Eukaryota; Fungi; Basidiomycota; Agaricomycetes; Agaricales; Psathyrellaceae
Exons: 12
Coding region: 1-2388 (795 amino acids)
Biological process (GO): proteolysis
Cellular component (GO): cytoplasm
Molecular function (GO): calcium-dependent cysteine-type endopeptidase activity
Source: RefSeq, a predicted model, not a curated record